Messenger RNA from Rosa chinensis, 864 nucleotides. Its product is annotated as WAT1-related protein At5g64700. Bases 22 to 864 code for a protein of 280 amino acids. The transcript has 5 exons. The record is from RefSeq and is a predicted model, not a curated record. Gene Ontology annotation, molecular function: transmembrane transporter activity. Lineage: Eukaryota; Viridiplantae; Streptophyta; Magnoliopsida; Rosales; Rosaceae. Gene Ontology annotation, cellular component: plasma membrane.
AUCACCAAACUAGCUACAAGAAUGGAAGCAGGAAGAAGUAGCAGCAGGAAGCCUUAUUUGGUCGUUACUGUGAUACAAACAAUAUAUGCAGGCAUGUUCUUGCUCUCCAAGGCUGCAUUGAAUGGUGGCAUGAACACUUACGUGUUUGUGUUUUAUAGACAGGCUGCUGCAACUCUCUUUUUAGUUCCUCUUGCUCUUUUUCUCGAAUGGAAAACGGCGCCACCGCUGUCUUUCAUGACCUUCUUCAAGAUUUUUCUGCUUUCAUUUUUCGGGAUUACUGUAAGCUUGGACUUCUGCGGCGUUGGCCUUCUUUAUACCUCGGCGACUUUGUAUGCUGCAAUCAGAAACAGCCUUCCUGUCAUUACUUUCUUAUUGGCAGUUCUACUCAGGAUGGAAGUAUUGAAGCUAAGGACAACCUCAGGUGUGGCUAAGCUUGCAGGCAUAUUAUUUUGCACGGCAGGGGUGGUGACCCUGGCCGUAUACAAAGGCCCCCAUUUGAAUCUCCUGGGGCAUCAUAAUCUCUUUCAUCACCAUAACAUCCAAGAACAUGAAGGCCAUGUGCCAUCUGGAAAAACAUGGAUAGAGGGUUGCUUCCUCGUGCUGAUGGGCCACAUCUUUUGGGGCUUGUGGCUUGUGUUGCAGGCAGGAGUUAUGAAAAGCUACCCUUCAAUGCUUCUCUUCACAACUCUACAAUGCUUUCUAAGUUCAAUCCAGACGUUUGUCAUUGCCAUCGCUGUUGAGAGAAACCCCUAUCAAUGGAAGCUCGGAUGGAAUCUCAAACUUGUUGCAGUAGCUUACUGCGUGAUACUCUCAAGCCACAAUUUAAUCUCCUACUGUGGAUUAGUUUUAGAAUUUAAUUGGUAA